This is a messenger RNA of Mesorhabditis spiculigera, 258 nucleotides long. Lineage: Eukaryota; Metazoa; Nematoda; Chromadorea; Rhabditida; Rhabditidae. The record is from the annotation of a GenBank genome assembly.
AUGCUUUUAAAAAGUUUUCGCAGCAAGCUCAUCGCGUUGGCCGGGCCCACGACCACGACUUCUUCGGCAGCUGAUGAGGCGGCGUGCGAGGAGGACGAGGACGUGGACGACCAGGCGAUCGAGGCACCGCCCGUGAGACUUAGGAAGAAGCGGAACGAGGAGGGCGACAAGGACGAGGAUGGCGACGACGACAGCAAGGCGAAAUGGGGAUUUAUCGCGAUAUAUCGAGACGGGAUGAAGCGGGCAGAACCUGAAGGA